UACGUUCACGUUGAUCGUUUAUUUCUGCAGGAACAGUUUGUAGUAAGGACUUUACCCCUGAAGUUGGAUACAUAAGAGUAUCAGUCUGUGCUAUUCGCACUAAUACGUUAGAUUUUAGGCCAAAUAUAUCCCCAACAGCACAAACUCGAAGGCGUUCACAAAACUACAGCUAUAUUCCGUUCGGUUCGCAUUUAUGAACUACUACAUUUCUACGAACUCUGGCUGUUCGGCGUAAAGUACAAACCCUUAGCAUGUCUUCUACUGUUCAUGAAAACGUGAAGAAUUAUUAUGGCUCUCGGCUGGAGACUUCAGAUGACUUACAGACCAAUGCUGCGUGUUCCAUGCCCUCCAGAACUCUGCCCAAGAGUGCAUGUGAGGCCCUGAAACAAGUCCACCCAGAUGUUUGCAAGAGGUAUUUUGGCUGUGGGCUGGUGAUUCCAGAGAAGCUGGAAGGAUGUGCGGUUCUUGAUCUGGGCAGUGGAUCAGGCAGAGACUGCUACGUCUUCAGCAAACUGGUGGGGGAGAGAGGCCAAGUCAUUGGGCUGGAUAUGACUGAUGUGAUGAUAGUUGCCUCGCAAAAAUAUGUCCAGUACCAUCAGGAGAAGUUUGGAUACUCAAAACCAAACACGGUGUUUGUGAAAGGAUACAUGGAGAAGCUCAGUGAUGCAGGGAUACAGAACAACUCUUUGGAUGUAGUUGUGUCAAACUGUGUGAUAUGUCUGUGCCCAGAUAAGAGGACUGUGAUAAGUGAAGCUUACAAAGUUUUGAAGGAGGGUGGAGAGUUGUACUAUAGUGACAUGUAUGCAAGCAAAGCAGUUCCAGACUCUUUCAAAGAAGAUCCAGUUCUGUGGGGUGAGGGCAUGGCCGGCGCCCUCUACUGGCGGGAUCUCAUCACUCUGAUGAAGGACAUAGGCUUCAGCACUCCCCACCUGGUUGCAGGCAGUCACAUUGUGGUCCACAACCCAGAACUUCAAAGAAAGACUGGUGAUGUUAAAUAUGCAUCUGGAACUUACCGGAUCUUUAAAAUACCUCAAAACUCCAUCAAGACCAAAGCGCUUGUGACCUAUAAAGGCACCGUGCCUGACUGUGCUGAAUGUUUUGAGUUUGAUGCCUCUCAUUACUUUAAGACCAAUGUUCCAGUGGAGGUGGGUGCUGAGAUGGCUGCCAUUCUCCAGAACACCCGUUUCUCUACGGACUUCAAUAUUUCAAUGUUAGAAACUACAGGUCUGAACCAGAGCAGUACUCCACAGUAUUGCCACCUUAGCCCGUUCCUUCUUGCGGAUAAACUGGGCUCCUCAGUCAAACAGUGCUCGAAGACCGGACACUAAGGUACAUGUGGAGAGUCUGGUGGAUCAUGUGAUGUCUAGAUCACUUGAGAUGAUGUGAUGGGAAGUGAGAGUAUAGGAUGUCUUUAGUGCUCAAGUUUUCUUUAGACUUGAGGAAGUUAUUUGUCCUGUUAAUUGUAAAAUGACUUUUAAAAAUGCCAGCAGCCUCAACAAUAAACAACAGUAAUAAUUAUUAAAAUAUUAAUUACAGUGUGCAAAGUUAUAGACUUUUUAUUCAAGACAAAACUAACCAAGAUCUUUGUCAAUGUCGUAGUUCUAUUUUCUUGUUUUUGUGCUCUAGUUGUUAAAUGUUUUAAAAGCAAAUUUUACUGGCCUCUAUUUCUUUGUCCCUUAUAAGAUAUUAAACUCAAUUAAACUCAAAGUAUUGGCACUUGUUUUCUAUUCUGUAUGAAAUAAGGCGGUGCUGAUAUUGAUAUCGAUACACAAUCUCUCAUUACUCUGUUAAAUUAAUCUCUCAGCAGCACAAAUUAUUUUUGAAUUUUUCUAGAUGACUUCUUGUUUCAGUUGAUUUAGUACCAAGCUUAUUUUGUUAAUUUCACA
Messenger RNA from Sinocyclocheilus grahami, 1886 nucleotides. Its product is annotated as arsenite methyltransferase-like. The record is from RefSeq and is a predicted model, not a curated record. NCBI's taxonomy places the organism in Eukaryota, Metazoa, Chordata, Actinopteri, Cypriniformes, Cyprinidae. Gene Ontology annotation, cellular component: cytosol. Bases 252 to 1328 code for a protein of 358 amino acids. Gene Ontology annotation, molecular function: arsenite methyltransferase activity. Gene Ontology annotation, biological process: arsonoacetate metabolic process; toxin metabolic process. The transcript has 10 exons.